AUGUCCUUCAAAUGCCCUGCAAAAUACUGCAAGUUCAGUGGUACAAAAACCGGGCUCACCCAUCAUCUCAGAUCAUGCACCAAACUCAAACUGCAAGGCUCAAAGAAUCUCAGCUCGUUCCAGGAGAGGACAGCGGAAAAACGGGCGCAGAAGCGUCAGGAACUUGAAGAACAGAGCCACAAGGAGCCCAGGCCAUCGAGCGCACCCACUGGACUGUUUCCAGAGGUCCCAGAGGCGCCUGAAGAGCCCUGCAGGGAUCCCACACCCCCACGGUCACCGUUGCCUUCGCCUCCCAUCCCCGACUGGCGUGAUCAGCCAGGACCACAACGGUCAACUCGGGGACAACGUAUUCCCCAGCCCGUCAUUGAUUCGCUGCCACCUCCUACCGGGCUAGCUACACUUGCUGGGGUACAGAACAACCCUCAGAGCCCAACACUGUCUCCUACAACACCUGUUACACUCAGUAAAAUCGGAAGUCAGGCCUAG
This is a messenger RNA of Coprinopsis cinerea okayama7#130, 486 nucleotides long. RefSeq lists its product as hypothetical. The coding region runs from base 1 to 486 and encodes 161 amino acids. NCBI's taxonomy places the organism in Eukaryota, Fungi, Basidiomycota, Agaricomycetes, Agaricales, Psathyrellaceae. The record is from RefSeq and is a predicted model, not a curated record. The transcript has 2 exons.